UUUUUAUUUGGUUUCUCUCUCCUCCUCUUCUUCGUAUUCCGCGUGGGGAUGGAUGGAUAGAUGAUGAUAAAAAUGACUUUGUUUUGAUGUGCAAUGUGUCUGCAGAUUCUCUGAAAGGCGAACACCUAUUUGUAUUCUUCAUCGCGACUUGUCAACAUUCUCCAGCAUUCAAUACAACAAUCAUCAUCAUCAGAUGGUGAAAUGCCCUAUUCUCGAUUUUAUGAUCUCGUCUGCUUAAAUAUUAUUAUCUCCCCCCACCCUCUUGAACACUGGUUAUUAUGGGUAUAGACUUUUUGUUUAGUGAAAUCGAUCGUUUAUGGUCAGAGAGUUCGCCGACGACAUCGUUUUCAUCGACAAACAAUCAUUUGGGGGUUUUCCACACCUUACCCAUAUUAGAGUUAUCAUCGAUUUGCAUUAAUUUAACCUUGUUCCUCGUAUUCAUCUUCAUUGUAUCUGCCAGACAGAUAUCUCUAUGCGUUGGUCGUGUUCGAGCCUUCAAGGAAGAUUCACAUGCAAAUUCCGCACCAACUCGCCGCAGCCGUAUCGACGCCGAAAUUCGAUCGGUGGAGAUUGGUGCUUCCUUUAAGGUCUCUCUCUUCUGUUGCUUAUAUCUCCUUCUUCUGCAAAUCCUAGUUUUAGGGUUUGAUGGCGUUUAUUUUAUUAAAACUGCAACGAAUUGGACCGUCCUUCUAUUGCCUGCUGCUCAGGCUUUAUCUUGGCUUGUUCUUAGCUUCUCUACCCUUCAUUGCAAAUUUAGAGCUUUACAGAAAUACCCAUUGCUGUUGAGGGUAUGGUGGAUAGUCUCUUUCGUUAUCUGUUUAUGUACUUUGUAUGCUGAUGUUAAUGGAUUUCUUGAUCAAGGUUCAAAAUCUCUUUUGAAUGCUCAUGUAUUGUCCAAUUUGGCAUCCACCCCUGCCCUAGCCUUCCUCUGUUACAUUGCAUUUACUGGUUUAACAGGCAUCCAGUUAUGCCAGAGCUCUGAUCUUCAAGAGCCAUUGUUGCUCGAAGAAGAUGCAGGGUGCUUAAAUGUUACUCCUUACAGUGAAGCUGGAAUCUUCAGCUUAGCCACACUUUCGUGGUUGAAUCCAAUCCUCUCGCUCGGUGCAAAGAGGCCGCUAGAGCUUCGAGAUAUCCCUCUCCUAGCGCCGAAAGAUCGAUCCAAGACUAAUUACAAAGUUCUCAACUCGAACUGGGAGAAGUUAAAGGCAGAAAACCCUAGUUCCCAACCUUCACUGGCCAAGGCUAUUUUCAAGUCUUUCUGGAAGGAAGCUUCCUGUAAUGCUAUAUUUGCAGGGCUGAACACCCUGGUUUCUUAUGUCGGUCCUUAUAUGAUCAGCUACUUCGUCGAUUACUUAGCUGGAGCCGAUAGCACUCCUCGCCAAGGCUACUUUCUGGCUGGAAUAUUCUUCUCUGCUAAGUUAGUUGAGACUUUGACGACCCGUCAAUGGUAUCUCGGAGUCGACAUACUGGGAAUGCACGUUCGGUCGGGUCUGACAGCAAUGGUGUAUCGGAAAGGUCUCAAGCUGUCUAGCUCUGCUAAACAGAGUCAUACUAGUGGCGAGAUUGUGAAUUACAUGGCGGUUGAUGUUCAGAGAGUUGGCGAUUACUCAUGGUAUCUUCAUGACUUAUGGAUGCUUCCUUUACAAAUCAUUCUAGCGCUCGCUAUCCUUUACAAGAGCGUUGGGAUUGCAUUCAUCGCCACGUUAAUAGCCACCAUCAUUUCCAUCGUGGCCACGGUUCCUUUGGCGAGGGUUCAGGAGGAGUAUCAAGACAAGUUGAUGGGAGCGAAGGAUGAUAGGAUGAGGAAAACGUCGGAAUGUCUUAGAAAUAUGAGGAUUCUCAAGCUGCAAGCUUGGGAGGAUCGGUAUCGUUUGAAGCUAGAGGAGAUGAGGAACGUGGAGUAUAAGUGGUUGAGGAGGGCUCUUUAUUCUCAGGCGUUUAUUACUUUCAUAUUUUGGAGUUCGCCUAUAUUUGUCGCGGCUGUUACGUUUGCUACUUGCAUAUUGCUCGGGGGUCAGCUGACUGCGGGUGGAGUGCUCUCGGCUUUGGCUACGUUUAGGAUUUUACAGGAACCGCUUAGGAAUUUCCCUGACUUGGUUUCCAUGAUGGCUCAGACGAAAGUCUCGCUCGAUCGAAUUUCAGGGUUCUUGCUCGAGGAAGAGUUACAAGACGAUGCAACCAUAGUUCUACCGCGUGGGUUGUCGAGCACCACGGUUGAAAUCAAGGGCGGGGAUUUCAGUUGGGAUCCUUGUUCAUCUAGGCUUACGUUAUCGGGCAUUCAACUGAAGGUGGAGAAAGGAAUGCGUGUGGCUGUUUGUGGCAUGGUUGGCUCAGGAAAAUCGAGCUUUCUUUCUUGCAUUCUUGGGGAGAUUCCUAAGUUAUCGGGCGAAGUUAGAUUAUGUGGUUCAUCUGCUUAUGUUUCUCAAUCGGCUUGGAUACAAUCUGGUAACAUAGAGGAAAACAUUCUAUUUGGAAAUCCAAUGGAUAAGGCAAAGUAUAAGCAUGUUAUUCAUGCUUGUUCACUGAAAAGGGAUUUGGAGCUUUUCUCCCAUGGUGACCAGACGAUUAUAGGUGACAGAGGCAUAAAUCUCAGCGGGGGACAGAAACAACGUGUGCAGCUUGCUAGAGCACUUUAUCAGGAUGCAGACAUUUAUUUACUCGACGACCCAUUUAGUGCUCUCGAUGCUCACACUGGAUCGGAGUUGUUCAAGGAAUAUAUAGUGACUGCACUUGCGACAAAGACUGUGAUCUUUGUUACACACCAAGUUGAAUUUCUUCCCGCUGUUGAUUUGAUACUGGUUCUUAAGGAAGGACAAAUUAUUCAAGCAGGGAAAUAUGAUGAACUCUUGCAGGCUGGAACUGAUUUCAGAGCUUUGGUAUCUGCUCAUAAUGAGGCAAUUGAAUCUAUGGAUAUCCCGCUACGCUCUGGAGGAAUGUCAGACGAAAACGACCCUUGUAGCGCGUCCAUUCCAUUGAGUACAGCGGGUGAAUCAGUGGAAAGCAAUCUGGACAGUUUAGUAAGGGAAGUGGAGGAGGGUACAUCUGCUCCAGACCAGAAAGCAAUUAAAGAGAAAAAGAAAGGAAAACGGUCUAGGAAGAAGCAGCUUGUUCAAGAAGAGGAGAGAGAGAGGGGGAGAGUGAGCAUGAAAAUCUACUUGUCAUAUAUGGCUGCAGCUUACAGAGGUUUAUUAAUUCCCUUGAUAAUCAUUGCCCAGACAUUAUUUCAAGUGCUUCAGAUAGCUAGUAAUUGGUGGAUGGCUUGGGCAAAUCCACAAACACCUGGGGCCGAACCAAGAACGAGCAAUAUGGUUCUUCUCGUAGUUUACAUGGCAUUUGCUUUUGGAAGUGCUUGCUUUAUAUUCAUUAGGGCUGUUUUGGUAGCAACGUUUGGUCUUGCAGCUGCACAGAAGUUGUUCUUCAAAAUGCUUACAACAGUUUUCCGAGCACCCAUGUCCUUCUUUGACUCCACUCCUGCUGGAAGGAUCUUGAACCGGGUUUCUGUGGAUCAAAGUGUUGUUGAUCUGGAUAUUCCUUUUCGACUUGGUGGGUUUGCGUCAACUACGAUCCAACUUCUUGGUAUUGUAGGUGUAAUGACUGAUGUUACAUGGCAAGUCUUGCUUCUUGUUGUCCCAAUGGCCAUUGCUUGCUUGUGGAUGCAGAAAUACUAUAUGGCUUCAUCAAGGGAACUUGUUCGGAUUGUUAGCAUACAAAAAUCUCCAAUUAUCAAUCUGUUUGGAGAGUCAAUAGCUGGAGCAGCCACAAUUAGAGGAUUUGGACAAGAAAAGCGGUUUAUGAAACGAAAUCUCUACCUUCUUGAUUGUUUUGCUCGACCGUUCUUUUGCAGCCUUGCAGCUAUUGAGUGGCUAUGUCUACGCAUGGAGUUACUCUCCACUUUCGUCUUUGCCUUUUGCAUGAUACUUCUUGUCAGCUUCCCUCAUGGAAGUAUAGAACCCAGCAUGGCUGGGUUGGCAGUAACGUAUGGUCUGAAUUUGAAUGCACGUUUAUCCCGUUGGAUACUUAGUUUCUGCAAGCUAGAAAACAAGAUUAUUUCCAUAGAAAGGAUUCAUCAAUACUGCCAGAUUCCAAGCGAAGCUCCUGCUAUUAUUGAGGAUUCUAGUCCACCUUCAUCUUGGCCGGAAAAUGGAACUAUCGAGCUUAUUGAUGUAAAGGCUCGGUAUAAGGAGAAUCUUCCUAUGGUACUUCAUGGGAUAAGCUGUGUAUUUCCUGGUGGGAAGAAGAUUGGAAUUGUUGGUCGUACUGGGAGUGGCAAAUCUACUUUGAUCCAGGCCCUUUUUAGAUUGAUUGAACCGGUCAGUGGCAAGAUUAUUAUAGACAAUAUUGAUAUUUCAACUAUUGGACUUCAUGAUCUUAGAAGCCGUUUGGGUAUCAUCCCUCAAGAACCAACCUUGUUUGAAGGUACCAUCAGGAAUAAUCUCGACCCACUUGACGAACACUCUGAUCAGGACAUCUGGAAGGCAUUGGACAAGUCUCAGCUUGGCGAUAUAGUUCGCGAGAAAGAGCUUGGGCUGGAAACACCAGUUACUGAAAAUGGAGAUAAUUGGAGCGUGGGACAACGACAACUUGUUUCAUUGGGGAGGGCUUUACUUAAGCAAGCGAGAGUGCUGGUUUUGGACGAGGCGACGGCUUCAGUUGAUUCAGCCACAGACAAUCUGAUUCAGAAGAUUAUCCGAACAGAGUUUAAGGAUUGUACUGUCUGCACCAUAGCUCAUAGGAUCCCAACUGUUAUAGACAGUGAUAUUGUUCUGGUUCUCAGUGAUGGUGAAGUGGCAGAGUUUGAUGCACCACUAAGGCUAUUAGAGGACAAGAACUCAAUGUUCUUCAAGUUGGUAAUGGAGUACUCUUCUAGAUCAAGUGGCAUACCAGACUUCUUCUGAUCAGAAAGAAGAACAACAUGUAAAUCAAAACACUAGAGGAAGGAGCGGAGAUGCUGGUUGGUUCAUCAGCUGGCUGGCUGGCUAGCUAGCUAUAAAUGGUGUUAUUGUAAAUGCUCGAGGACAAUCAAUCGGAAUCAGAAUCUUUCAAUUCAAACGCAAGUGCGGCCCAAUUCACUGAACCUACCCUCUCAAGGGUGGGGACUUUCAGUUGAGGCGGUCUUUGUAUGGAGAGAAGAAGAGGAAAAAAAAUUGAGAUGAGAGCGGAAUAUGAUGAUAUGAUUUAUCGCGCUGCUCUUUCCGAGGGAGAGAAAUGCAAAUAAGACUUUUUGAGGUUUUUAGUCUAUUUUUAUUUUGUUUCAUCAUAGGAUUUGCUAGCUCUCUCUAAAUUUAGAUUUUCCAGACUCUCUUCUUUCCUUUUGCAAUUCUGAUUUUGUAGAACUUCUUAUUUAUCAGCUCAAAACAUCUUUUUCUCAGUCUCUUAAUGUCAAUAUUAUUAAGAUUUUGUAUCA
This is a messenger RNA of Impatiens glandulifera, 5404 nucleotides long. Its product is annotated as ABC transporter C family member 5. Bases 279 to 4895 code for a protein of 1538 amino acids. Gene Ontology annotation, cellular component: vacuolar membrane; plant-type vacuole. The record is from RefSeq and is a predicted model, not a curated record. Lineage: Eukaryota; Viridiplantae; Streptophyta; Magnoliopsida; Ericales; Balsaminaceae. Gene Ontology annotation, molecular function: ATP binding; ATP hydrolysis activity; ABC-type transporter activity. The transcript has 10 exons. Gene Ontology annotation, biological process: transmembrane transport.